AUGAGCACCCAGGAAGUAUGCUCCCCAGUCAAUCAGGGGCAUCAGGUCAAAGAGGGACUUGUUAGACUUCAUGGUCUAUGUGAAGAUGGCAUGUGCGAUACCCUGAGGGCUCCCAGCGACCGCUCUCCAUACCCUCUAUCUUCUCUCGACCACAACCCCCUUGGAAUGAACGUCACCUUUUUGCUGUUCUUCCAGGCCACGCAACCCGGGGAAAGCAUUCGUGUCCUCGAGGAUGGCAUCAAACUACUGCUGAAGGUCCACCCCUUCCUUGUAGGGGACGUGACUCGCCGGACGGAGUCCAGCCAAACGAAGUAUGCUUGGCAGAUCGAACCAGAAGCCCCAGAGUCGCUUGUCCAGUUCCCUAUGCUCCAGAUACGAAAUUCCCAGACCGAGUCGAUCAGUGAAAUCCAAUCAAAAUGCCUCAUAUCGGGCGCCGAGGAGCAGGAGAUCAUAAGUCGGCUGGCCCCGUUGCCUAUCGACAUGGAUAUUUCGUUACCACGAAGGCCGAUUCUACGCUUUCAAGCAAAUGUCAUGUGCGAUGGGGUUAUUCUCGCCAUGACGUUUCAUCAUUCUGCAAUGGAUGGCGCAGGCGCUGCGCGAGUCUUGGGCCUUCUAGCCGAUUGCUGUAGGGACCCAACGGCGACUUCUUCUGCAAAUUUACUGCCAGACUGGCAGUUGCGAUCGGAGAUUGAACGUCUUGUCUCAGAAAGCAGUUCUAGUUCUUCAAAGGCGGAUUUCAGCCAGCACUAUUGCGGCCUCGGAGAAUGGGCAGCGCUACUCGCACAUAAUUGGUCGGGAUUCGUCCGGGCGAGAGCCACCGAGCUUGUAACCUGGAGAUUGACGAUUCCCGGUUCUAAGAUCGAGUAUUUGAAGGGAGCUUGCAAUGCCCUGGUAAAGGGACAAACAUCUGCCCAGGAUAAUGGGAGGCCAAAUCCGGGGUUCCUGUCCAGUAACGAUAUUGUGAGCGCCCUGAUGGCUAUGAUACUUCGACAAGCGGGACAAUUGGCUGGUAAAUCUACCGAACUGUCAAUCGCGGUGGACAUGCGCGGCAAUCUCAAAACGCCAGCCUUUGAUGACUAUCUGGGAAACAUGGUGCUACUGACAUACACGCCAAUCCAACCUGGGAGGAACGAGUCCCCGGUCGAUGGCGCAGAUCCUUCGGUGGAAUUGCGCCAGGAGUGUCUGGAAGAGCUCAUGCAGAUUGCAGCUAGUAUACGCCAGAGCCUUCUGGCAGUCGAUGCAGACUACAUCCAAGACGCUCUAUCCCAUCUCCACUCGCAGGCUGACUGGGCGGAGACUGGAUUCCGGGGAGUUCCCAUCCCCUUGAGCAGCUUCAGAAAUUUUGGAAUCUUCGGACUGGAUUUUGGGGAGAGUUUUGGAGCGCAGCCUCGAGGGUUCCAACUGCAUGUGCCUGUCUUGGGGGGAAUGUGUUUUAUCCUUCCAAAGCGUCGGGAUGUUCAGGCAAGUACGGAGCCGUGGGACUUGCAUCUGACUCUGAAUCGUGAUGAUCAGUCUCUGUUAGCAAAGGAUCCCUUGUUCUGCUGGGCUACAGGAUGGCAGCCAUAG
Molecule: messenger RNA, 1566 nt
Organism: Penicillium concentricum
Lineage: Eukaryota; Fungi; Ascomycota; Eurotiomycetes; Eurotiales; Aspergillaceae
Gene: pyr7
Product: O-acetyltransferase pyr7
Exons: 1
Coding region: 1-1566 (521 amino acids)
Molecular function (GO): acyltransferase activity, transferring groups other than amino-acyl groups
Source: RefSeq, a predicted model, not a curated record